AUGUCCAUGCUCGCAUUAAGCAAGAAAACAUACAAACAGCCAACGAUACGAACCUGUUUGACUGACGACGAAAUGGAAGAUGAGAGUCAGACCAGAUUCCAGUUUGACACACCAAAAUGCGUAGUACAUCCAGUCAUCGAGCGAUUGAUGAAUCAUGCCAGGCUCAGUCCAGCCCCCAACAAGGGCCACUCUGCCCUGACAGGGGGGAAAAGCGAGCCGCCAAUUCAGCAAGUGGAAAAACAAAAAAAUGAACACGAGCAAAACAUGAAGGAGAUGAAAUGGCAAUGGGAUACAACUCUCAGAGAGCAGCAAGAACAAUUAGCAACAGCCCAGGAAGAAAUUGAAAGGACCCGUGUCCAACAGUUGGCACGAGAACGGGAGCAGUGAGAAGCAGAGCUGUGUGAAACACUAGCCCAGCGUGAGGAAGUGUUGAAGAGAAAGACAAACGAAGAGGUGAGGCGGAUAAUCCGACAUGAAAAUGGUGUGAUAACAAUAAACAGCUUUGAGAGCGCGAGAGUGCGAUACUCACGGAGAUGGACCAAAGGUUUCAGCAAGAAGUGCUCAAGUUAAAGGCGAGAACAUGUUUCGUAUAUAAAUGAAAACAUGCUGAAAUACUUACCAGGCAGAAAAAGAGAGUGAGCUGGCGAAGAUGGAACAGAGAUUUUCCAGGUGUCCCAGGUCUCAGGACAAGGAUGUAGAUAUGAACAUCCCCAUGCCAGGAGAUGCAGGACAACCAUCUCCAUGCGCAAAGCCA
Messenger RNA from Suillus bovinus, 754 nucleotides. RefSeq lists its product as uncharacterized. NCBI's taxonomy places the organism in Eukaryota, Fungi, Basidiomycota, Agaricomycetes, Boletales, Suillaceae. Bases 1 to 387 code for a protein of 128 amino acids. The transcript has 4 exons. The record is from RefSeq and is a predicted model, not a curated record.